GACUAGGUCAUAACAAUACUCCAGUCAGCUCUGCAGCGAACAGCUCUUGUGUCUAAUUGUAACUGCCUGUGAUCCCCCCUUUGAUCAAAUGGUGUAUGACAGUUAGUAACCGGAAGUUACUAUGUUAAACUGCAUCGUAUGCCUACAUAGAAUGUGACACACAAUCUGAAUCUGGUUAUAUAUAGUGUCUUUAUUCACCAACUUGCAACAGCUGCUGCAUGUGGCUGUGGACGAAUGUAGUGCUUGCGAGCUGAAUUUGAAGUGGAAAAGGUUUAACUAACGUUUCUAAAGAUGACGUUUCCCAAACUUGUACACACAAGUAACCGUCUGUAUGGCUCGUCUCCAGAUCCUCUGAGUUUCGUUUCCUCCGGAAUAGAAGAGAGUACGGAAGUCUCCUGAAGGUGGCUCUCCGACAUAGGUCCAUGGGCUCCGAGGGUGAACUGCAGCCCCAAUUGAGAGUCCUCCCUCCCGCAACAAACAACAUUAAACACAAAUAAGUAAUUCAUUCAACCGUCCUCCAGCACGAUGCCUCUCCCACACGGGGCAAACCGUCUCCUCUGCUGCCUCGCCCUCUUCGCUCACCUCACCGCCGCCAACCACGGCCGGACGGCCUCGGAACCAAAGAAGACUGCCUGCAUCGUGCGGGGCGCCUCGGCCGACUGCAGCCACAUGAACCUGAACGUGAUCCCCCAGGACCUUCCCCAGAACAUCACGCGCCUGGACGUGUCCCACAACAGACUGACCGGCCUACCCGGCGCCAACCUGUCCCGGUACGCCGGGCUCCUCGACCUGGAUGUCACCUUCAACAGCCUCACCAAGCUGGACCCCAGCCUGUGUCAGACGCUGUCGCGGCUGCGCACGCUGAACCUGGAGCACAACGAAGUGCACGUGCUGCGGGAUCAGGACCUGAGCGGCUGCGUCCAGCUCACCGUGUUGAACAUGGCGAGCAACAGGCUGGCGUUGAAGGCCAAAUGGCCUGACCCGUUUGCCGCCCUCGAGAACCUGACAACUCUCGAUGUAUCCAAAAACAUGCUUUUGACGGCCAAGCUGGGAUCUAAACCCCAGCUCCCUCGUCUCGUGGCACUGACAUUGUCACAUAAUACGAUUUCUACCCUGAAGAAAGAGGACUUCUACUUCCUCAGUCGCUCACCGUCGCUGUUUGUCCUUAACCUGUCAUAUCUGCCUCUUAAAAAGUUUGAGGAUGGAUGCUUCCAACGAAUUGCCAAUAUUUCUUUUUUGAAAAUGGAUGGAUGCAAUUUGGCAUCUCAGAUCACUAAACUUUGCACAGAGCUAUCAGACACAGCUAUUCACACCCUGUCUCUUCAAAAUGCAACUCUUCUCAAACUCACCAACAUAACAUUUAAAGGCCUACAUAAAACCAAUUUGACUAUUUUGGAUCUUUCAAGUAAUAAAAUGUCUGCAAUUGAAAAAGGAGCAUUCCAAUGGCUGCCAACACUAAAAACUCUCCAUUUGGAAAAAAAUAACUUCAAGCACCUGACCAAGGAUACCUUCGUGGGGCUCGAAAGUUUGAAAGAACUCAACUUAAGACAGGCUUUGGUGAAAAGUCAAACAUCCUCCACAUCAAUCAUUGACGAUUACACCUUUAGCCCAUUGGUUGCACUGGAGACCCUAAUACUGGAGCACACCGCGAUUCGCUCAAUCACAGAAAACACGUUCACAGGUUUGACAAGUCUUCAGUACUUUUACAUUGGCUGGUCCAGUUGCACAUCCCUCAAGUCCCUCACCGAAAAGACCUUUGUGUCACUCGCAGCAUCCCCACUCAGGUUGGUUAACCUGACGGCCACUGCCAUCACUAGCAUCGGCAACGGCUCCUUCUCUGCCUUUCCAAAUCUCACCACUCUUUUGUUGGACUUUAAUUUCAUCAGCCAAACUCUCCAAGGGGCAGAGUUUGAAGGGUUGGGUCAGCUUGAACAACUCUUCUUCUCCAACAACCGCCAGAAGGUUGAACUGAGGUCCUUAUCUUUUGUCCAGCUUCCUAAGCUGAGUCUUCUGACACUGGGCAGAACCUUGACCGGCAGCUUGGACCUGGUUCCAUCUCCGUUUGCUCCCCUGAAGAAUCUCAAAGUUCUUGACCUCAGCAACAACAACAUUGCCAACAUCAAUGCGCGCAUGCUAGAGGGUCUUGAGAACCUAAUGGUACUCAAGAUGCAGCACAAUAACUUGGCGCGUGUGUGGAAAAGUGCCAAUGUCGGGGGGCCGGUGUUAUUCCUCAAAGACCUGGGGAACCUAACUGUCCUAAACAUGGAGUACAAUGGAUUGGAUGAGAUCCCUACGGAUGCACUAACAGGGUUAAAGAAGCUUAAAGAGAUGAGGUUCACAGGCAACCUCCUUAACAACCUCAAGGACUCGGUCUUCGAGGACUUGCUAUCGUUGCAGACGUUUAGUAUCCAGAAAAAUCUGAUUACAUCUGUGAGGCCCCAGGUGUUCAAACCAGCCAUGGAGAACCUCACUCUACUGGACAUGGGCAGGAACCCAUUUGACUGCACCUGCGAGAGCAUCCUGUGGUUCGUGACAUGGUUGAACACGACAAAGGCCAGCUUGACGGGAGGCAAGGACCAGUUCACGUGCAACACCCCGCUCGCCUACUUCAACCGCUCGGUCAUGGACUUUGACUUGCUGUCCUGCAAAGACUCCACUCCAUUCCAGGCACUGUACAUACUCAGCAGCACCAUUGUCAUCGCAUUGAUGUUAGGCGCACUUUUGGUUCGCUUUCAAGGUUGGAGGAUUCAGUUCUAUUGGAAUGUCCUGAUCAACCGCACGUUGGGUUUCAGCGAUGCCAAAGUUGAGGAAGGAAGGGAGUUUGAAUUCGACGCGUAUGUGAUACACGCUGAUGAAGACCAGAAAUGGGUGGAGCGUAGUUUACUUCCUCUGGAAACGGACAGAUAUGUGUUUUGCAUGGAGGGUCGUGAUUUUCUGCCCGGCACAUCCCGCAUUGAAGCCAUUGUGGAUAACAUGAGAAGAUCACGAAAGUAUUUGUUUGUUGUCACGGAGAGUCUCCUCAAUGAUCAUUGGUGUAGAGGAUUCAAGGCCCACCACGCUCUUCACCGGGUGAUGGAGGAGAGGCGGGACGCUGUGAUCCUGGUCUUUCUGCAGGACAUCAAUGACUACAGGCUGUCCCGCUCCCUGUUCCUGCGCAGGGGCAUGCUGCAGCUGCGCUGCCUCCUCUACUGGCCCGUCCACAAGGAGAGGAUCCCGGCCUUCCACGAGAAGCUGCACAUCGCACUGGGGACGACCAACACGCCGAAGCCCUGAAAACGACAACUGCAGUUGUCGUUUUCUUUAAGAAGGGAAGAUGAAGGGAUUGUCCCCAGUGAAGAGCUGUCAUUUUCAAAGAUGUUUUUAUUUUUUUGCCAGCGGAUUGAAAUGCUUUCCGCAUAAUAUUUAAUAAAUGCAAUGCUUUGUGCUCCUAUUAUUCAAUCCAUUCAAUGAUCUUGUUCUUAAUCACCACCCAGGCCUCCCUGUGUUGCUUCACCCUCCCUACGACUACUACAACUCCUCCCUCGUUGGUAUUUGUGCACAUGCUCAGGACCAAUGCGGCGUGUUCUUGUAUAACCUGACCUGUGGCAUACAGCGCAGCGUUUGCUAUUGCGCCAGCCCAUGUCAAUAUGAGACACCAUACCAAAGGCUAGGUCUCUCCUUUACCCCAGAUGUUGUUUAUAAUGUUUUUACUUGUAUACAGAUAAGAGGUUGUGUAAUCUUUUUUUAUCAGGUCACAUCAUUAAUCUGUAAUGUAACCUUAAUCUAAUAAUCGAAACAAGAUUGUUUCGAUUUAUCGUUUGAUCCCUUUUCCUGUUGGUUAUUUCUCUCAUUGUUACUAUUACUAUACUAUACCAUGGCAGCAUGUCUCAUGCAUUUAAUUCAUAAAAAAUAUGAUAAAUGUGCAA
Messenger RNA from Gadus macrocephalus (Pacific cod), 3905 nucleotides. It is a transcript of the gene tlr3, whose product is annotated as toll-like receptor 3. Bases 526 to 3273 code for a protein of 915 amino acids. Lineage: Eukaryota; Metazoa; Chordata; Actinopteri; Gadiformes; Gadidae. Gene Ontology annotation, biological process: immune response; toll-like receptor signaling pathway. The record is from RefSeq and is a predicted model, not a curated record. The transcript is spliced from 5 exons. Gene Ontology annotation, cellular component: membrane. Gene Ontology annotation, molecular function: protein binding; transmembrane signaling receptor activity.